CACACAUUAUAAAUACACAUGCUUGUGCCGGAAAUUUUUAGUUGGUGUUAACAAGCUUAUCAAAGAGUUUCAAAAUGAAAAUCGUUGUCGCUAUUAUCGGACUAUUUGCGGUCAUCAAUGUAGCAACAUGCUACCUUUCCCCGUCCUACCGCACCUCCGACACCAGCAUGAGUACCUCCAAGUACAUGCAAUACCUGCGAGAACGCAGCCAGAUUGAGCGCCUUCGCACCCAAAUGGAAAGCAUCUGCCCCGGAAAAGACGACGAACUAGACGAAGCCCUAACCAAGCUCAAACAAUGCUCUAACGAAGUCGACGAGAACGCCGAAACGGCUUGCUCCGCUAUCAAAAACCACUUCCUGCGGUGCUCGAAGCCGUUCAUCGAGUUGUUCGAAAGCUGCCUGCCUGAAGAAUCCAGAGAAAUUCCGAGACUGGUGUUCGAGGCGAUCAAUUCCGGGGUGGCUUACGUCUGCAAGGUCGACGGCGAGCACAUCUUCGAAUUCGCCAACACGUGUAUCUUCAAGAAUAAUUAUCGUUCGAUGAGGUGCGAACGCAGAGUGAGGACGAAGUUGCAACAGUUCAAGAAUAAGCCGCCGACUAAGACCGAGAUCUGCGAAUUGGCGCAGUCGAUGAAGCCGUGUCUGCAUAACCAUCUGCAGGAGUCUUGUGGGAAUGGAAUCACCAGGGAGUCGUUCAUGGGGAUGUUUGACGCUGUUACUGCCCCGUGCAACAAUCGUGGGAGUAACCAGAUUGAGUACAACACCGUCAACGAGGUGGUGGAAGCUUUUUAGUAGACGAAGUGGUUUAAAAUUAUGAAUCAAAUAUAAUUUUAACAAUAUGAGUCAUGAGUGAUUUUUUAGCGUAUUUUAACUAUGACUGUGUAAUAUAUUUAAAUAAAUAAAAAUUCAUAGAAUCUC
Messenger RNA from Zophobas morio, 914 nucleotides. RefSeq lists its product as uncharacterized. The coding region runs from base 75 to 788 and encodes 237 amino acids. The transcript has 4 exons. NCBI's taxonomy places the organism in Eukaryota, Metazoa, Arthropoda, Insecta, Coleoptera, Tenebrionidae. The record is from RefSeq and is a predicted model, not a curated record.